Molecule: messenger RNA, 2363 nt
Organism: Amoebophrya sp. A25
Lineage: Eukaryota; Dinophyceae; Syndiniales; Amoebophryaceae
Source: the annotation of a GenBank genome assembly
CAUCAUGCAGGAGAAGCACCAGAUAUUUAUAUAUUGGUCUAAAAUGUUGUAUACCUCCUCUACUCAAGUUCAUCAACUUCGUGUUCUUUUAAAAUAGAUGUAGGAUCCGGAGGUAGAUUGCGGUGCUCGUCCUGAAGACACACCCGCACGGAAAAGGCUUCGCCUGUUUUAACAUUGUUAACAUUUAUCAUCAUCAUCAUCAUCAUCAUCAUCAUCAUCAUCAUCAUCAUUGUUCAAGCUAGAGUAAAGUAACGCAGACCACUCUUUAUUUACACUUCCUAUGAAACGGGGGCAUCAAGGAAGUUGUAGGAGCCUGUACGAGGUUAAGAAGAAACAUGGCGCCUCCUUUCGUAAAAGUGGCUACAAAGAAAUCAUUCGUCCUACCAAGGGAGCAAUGGUGGCCCUUCAUAAUUAUGGGCAUGGGGAUUCCGGUCCACAUCGUUGUGGGCCUUUGUGGGACGCCUUAUCUGCUCUACAUCUUUUAUUCUGCGUUGGUAGUCGUAUGCAAAGUGGUACUACCUCCAGUUCUUGGUCCUAAUACGCAUCACCACGAGGAGGAGGAGGAUUUUAACAAGUUCUCAACUUCCUGUUGGAUUCUCUUCUUUUUUGCACUCUAUUGUGUUUCGUAUUUUCAACCGGCGCAGUCGAGUUACCCCGGAUGGAAAGGCCAUAACUGGUUUUGGCACGACUUCGCGGACUAUGCUAACACAGGUCGAAAUUAUUCGGGAACCUUCGAGAUACGAAGCAUGACGCGCGACUUGGUGAGGACGAAGGAAACGGAGAAAGUACAAUAAAUCACAUUGGCCUUAGAAUUCAGUAGCUUACAUUGUUCGGAGAAAGUGCAAUAAAUAUGAAUAUUUUACAUAGCCAUAAUGAUUAUACAUAGCCAUAAUGACAGCUAUGUAUAUGUAUCUAUAGAUACAUCAUAUCACUAGUCAUCAUGCUAUCCAUGCCAUCCAAUGCGUAUCAUGCUAUCUAUCUGGCUAUCUAUGCUCCGUGCUCUCAACAACGUUAGAAUCUAAGCGACCCGAUGUGUGUAUGGUUUUAUUCUGCAGGGCGGUCCUGCGCCUGACACCAACAACCGCGCGACCAGUCGUGGCAAGGGGAGAGGUGCGACUUGCGACUUGGACUUCGAGCACGCCGGCGGAAGUACGUCCAGAAAUGAGUUGGACCCAGACGGGCAAUACGUAUUGGCUGCGCAUCCGCACGGCAUUAUCAUUCAAGCCAGGACUUUGUGGAGAGCAAAAAACAGGUUGGAGGAAUUUCUCAAUCGGGAGUGGCGCAUGAUUGGCGCGAGUGUGCUCUUUCGAAUCCCCUUGAUCAGAGAGCUGUCGCUGAGCUACGGCGCAGUGGACGCAACGAAAGCAACGUGCGAGCUAGUGCUAAAAAACGGAGCAAAUCUAAUAGUCUAUCCCGGCGGGCUAGAUGAAGCAAAUGCUUUGAAAUCAACCUCCUGCUCCUCUUCUUCUCAUUUUUCUGCACAGAACGGUUGUAGAGAAAUGGAAAAAAAUGUUGACGGAGGACGCGAGCGAACAGGUAAAAGCAGAACCGGGCAUGGCUGUUUCGACGAAGCAGACGAGACAUCACAUGAGAUGAAGGCGUCAUCAUCCUGCUCCACAUCGUCCUCUUCUACUUCGAGUGAAACGAUGUAUCUGAAGCCACGGCGUGGUUUUGUGAGGCUCGCUGUUAGGUAUGGGAUUCCGGUCGUUCCAGUCUUCGUUUUUGGGGAACUGGACUGCGUCGACGCGGUGCCGCUUUUGCCAAGGCCUGUACAAGAAUUUUUGCAGAAAAAUUUUCGGAUUAGCACCACCUGGUUCACUGGUCGCUGGGGGAUGUUCAUUCCCAAAAGGGUUCCAUUCAUGAUUUGCCUUGGGAAACCCAUCGAGAUCACAUCGACUAGCAAGAGAAAUGUGGUUGGCGUCGAAAACAAGUGCAGUGCUCUAGGUACGUACUUUUGGAAUAUAUUGUUCCAUUUGAACUUCCAACUGCACACGGGAGAGGAAUGUCCUUAUCGUCGUCACACCGUUACAACUCGCCUUCUGAUGUUUGUACUAGAACACCUAGAUUGAUAGUAGAUGUAGAUGAUGGCAUUCUUGGUCGUCAGGUAGCGAUGGAAAGCAAGCAAAGAAAGCAAUGCAAGACGAAGCAGAGGAGGCGGAGGUUGAGCGAGUAUAUGAGGCGUAUAAAGCCGGCAUAGUUGAGGUCUUCGAGCACUACAAAUUGGAAGCGCACGGCUACGAAAAGAGGACAAUUGAGUUUUUGCCUUAGCAAAUCCAAGAAAUGAAAGAGCUGUUACGCCGCGCAACGGACAUCAACAAACUCCUCAUCCUUUUAGUUUUACUCUCGCUCUAGCUCUACGCAAG